UUACACGAUUUACACCAUUUACACCGAAGUUUGGUCGUGACAUAUCCUAACCACAAAAAUUUUAAAACCCUCACGCGCACGUGUUUUUUGUCGAAUCUGAAAAGAAACGCGAUUUUUGUCAAAUGGGAAAGCAAAAACGACAGCGACACAAGCCCCAUAAAGAAAAUCCGACAGGAUUACCCAGUGCUAAAGAUUUUGACGAGGAAACCGAAGAUGUUGUCGUAGAAAAUAAGGAAAAAGCUUUACAGCGAGUUUUGGAGCAAUUGCAAUCUGCAAACAUGGAGGAGAAGUUAUCAGGUCUCCAAACCCUGGAAUCAAUGAGCUACGAAACAUCGAUGGCUGUUCAAAUCGCCAAAGACAACAUUACAAAAAUAAUAGGACCUUUCUUAGUUGAUGAAAAUAAAUUAGUACGAGCUGCGGCAGCCUCUACACUGAGAAAUAUAGCAGAAAACGGUGGAGAAGACGCUUACCUAUGUCUUUUAAAAGAUGAUGUCAUGACUCCUCUUACAUCUUUACUUAAAAAUCAUUACACGGAUUGGCAUCCAAGUUCAGAACCCAAAGAAAAAGGAAAGCUGGGCGAAGAAAGGCAAACUUUCAUCCAAGCUGUUACUCUCCUCUGGACUUUAGGCGAAAAAAAUGAAAGCGUAAUUAAACGUUCAAAUGACGAAAAUUUACUCCAAAUACUUAUAAAAUUUCUGGAUACAUCUACAUAUGGAGCAGGAUUGAGUAGCGUAGCAAUUCAAUGUAUGCUCACUUUAUCAGAAGAUAAUCCCGUGGCAAUUUCGGAAUUAAAAAAACAAGAAAAUUGCCUAGUGAAUCUCCUGGAAUGGACAUCUGAGAACGAAAAAAUUGAGGCAACAUCUCUUCGCACUUUAUCAGCCGGAUUAUUAAUGAACAUAAAUCAAUCGUCAUCUGAAACAGACUCGUUAAGAAUCACUUGCAAAGUUCUAUCAAUUCUCGGCGAAACUCUCAACUUUGAUUUUAAAAAUCAAAUCGAAAGUCUGACUUCUGCUUUUCCAAGUGAGAAACAUCUUUCUCGUGCCUCGAGGAAAAAUAUACGCGAGAUUAAUCAAAUCGCAGCAAUGCAGCAGCAAGCUUUGGAAAUUCUCGCUAAUUUGUGCACAGAUGAUCAGGAAAGUGAUGCGGAUUCGGAUUUAGAUGACUCGGAUGACUUCGAGGAGGAGGAAAUGGAUGUUGAUCAGGUUUUAGAUAAAUCAGUUAAUUCGUAUUCUAAUAUUCCCGUCGAGUUGACUGAAGUCAUUGCGAGUACCGAUUUAGUGAAGAAAGUCUGGGAAAAGACGGUCAAAAUAGAGGAUAAUACAAAGAAGAUUUUUGAACACAAUCCUGAAGGUAUUUUUGUAUUAAAACGACUCAGGGUUUUGAGGUGUAGAGCUUUUCUGUGUCUGAAUAAUUUGAUUUCGAGUUUGGACGUUGGCACUUUGGGAGGCGUUGAUAAUUUAUACAGAUUGUGGACUGAAAUAGGAAAAGUAGUGUUUACAGAUGCAGAUCCGAAUGAUAUUGACUUGCUAGAAUCAGCAACUUCGGCGAUGCGAGCUGCUCUUCAAAAAUUGGCCGAAGUACGUGCGAAGGUUUUCCAAAACUUGAGUAUAACGGAUUUGGAACCGAUGUUGAAUGGAGAGAGACAAUGUUCGAAUCCAAAUGUUAGAGCUAAUUUAUUACGAAUUCUUGGAAAUCUCGCUCUGAUUUUAAUGAAUGGUGGAGUUCUCCAGUGCCAGGAAUUAAUCAAGCACGUAUCUCUGUUUCUUCUGGAUACUUGUACAAAGGAAAAUGAAGCCUGGGUCAUCGCAGAAUCACUAGAUGCUAUUAUGGAUAUUUUUGCUGAGGACGAGACUGAUAAUUUAGCAGCGAAUAUCAAUUUAGUCGAAAAACUUCAGAUUGUUGCGCCUAUUUUAAAAAAUAAGAUACGACAGCAAAAACAGAAACUCGGCGAUAAUGCUUUGGUCGUCUCAACCGUAAAGGCGAAUUUACAAAGGUUUAUCAAAUAUAAAGGACAGCGAGUCGCAAAACUCAAAGUUGUGUAAAUAUGUAGAUAUAGAAAAUCCUGACCUAUUAUUGUAUCAUAUUUCUCUCGAACUGAAAGCCAAAUCUCUUAGAAUUUUGGUAUAUUUUUGAAUAAGAUUUUUUUUUCGAAGAAAUUUAUAAUUUCUUAUCUUUAUAUUACCACGAAAGGAGAUUAUUAUUAUUUAAGAGGCAUUUAUUUGUUCUUAAUAUGAAUAAUUUAUUAAAAAAUGUGCCUUAAUACUAGAUUUCCGAAAUGAAAAGACGCUACUGCGUUUUGCAAAAAUUUAUUCUUUGUGCGAGACGUACUAUAAAUAUAUUUUAUUAACAAUAUACAUUGGGGGGAAUUAUUGUUAAUUAUCACGGAGCAAACAUCGUCGCAGGUAUUUUCGACUCCAUAUACUUUCAACAAUAAAUAACAAUUGAAAAUC
Belonocnema kinseyi is the source of this 2450-nucleotide messenger RNA. RefSeq names its product HEAT repeat-containing protein 3. Bases 123 to 2042 code for a protein of 639 amino acids. The transcript is spliced from 6 exons. Lineage: Eukaryota; Metazoa; Arthropoda; Insecta; Hymenoptera; Cynipidae. Gene Ontology annotation, biological process: protein import into nucleus; ribosomal large subunit biogenesis. The record is from RefSeq and is a predicted model, not a curated record.